GGCGCUUGUUACUUGGUAUAGGUAGUACAGAUAUAUCGUGGGUUGCAACUGGAGUAAAGAGAAUAGGUCCUUAUGGCAUAUGCUACUAUGGCGGCUGAGAAAGAAGGAAUGAGUGAGGGAGAUCAAUCCACCAGCCAGGAGGUGGAACAAACAGCAGAAGGUGAGAAUCUGAGUCCUGAAAUGUUAAUCAAACACCCUCUUCAAAACAGGUGGAGCCUUUGGUUUUACAUGAAUGACAAGAGCAAGGCUUGGGAGGAGAAUCUAUUGGAAAUUACUUCCUUUGACACAGUUGAAGAUUUUUGGGCGUUAUAUAAUCACAUAGAGGUGGCUAGCAAGUUAAGAAUGGGAUGUGAUUAUGCGUUGUUUAAGUAUGGGAUUAAACCUAUGUGGGAAGAUGAAAGAAAUAAAAAAGGUGGAAGAUGGUUAAUAAACCUCAAUAGAAAUCAGCGUUCUUCAGACUUAGAUGCUUACUGGCUAGAAAUUGUGAAGCUUGCUCCUAUAAGAAAGUGUAAGGCUGCAUUUCGUUACUUUUACAGAAAAAAAUUGAAAGAAAGGUUAAACAUGAGUCCCAGACAGAUGAUUGGAUUUGAGGCUCAUGCUGACACACAGUCCAAAACUGGAUCUUCAGCAAAAAACCGCUAUCAAGUUUAACAUUUAUGGAUCAAAAUAGCUACACACAUUAUAUUCCCUCUUGCUUGAAAUGAAUGAGAAAGGACUGUUUGGUGUGGGAAGAGACUAAAUGGUGAGAGGUCUGGGGCCAACUUUUGCAUCUGUGUCUUGAUAGCCUCAGUUAACUCUCACCAGAAGGUGGUUGUGGAGUGGAAAUAUCAACCAAACCAGCCGUUCGUUAUUUAUAGUGCAGUACAGUUUGUCUUUAUUUUUAUGUUGUCAGUUUCUUCUCUUCAAGUAGCUUGUGAUGUCUGCAUUCCAGGUUGAAAUUAACCCUCUACCUGGAAGAGGUUCCCGAUCAAGAAGUCUUUUAGCAAAAAAAAUCAGCCAGUAUGAAUAACCAGUAUGCUGUGUAGUUAACUUGACUGUUUAUGUUUGUAUGUUAAGUUUAACAUAUUGGACUUAGUUUUGGGUGCCCAAAGCUCUAAGGUUGAUGUUUUCUCUUAAUUAUCAAGUGAAAUGAGUGGAUUUAAAUUAAGAUUUUUUUUUCUUUGUAAUGUGCCUAUAUUUGUUGUAGCCUAUUAGAGGUCAGGGUUUUCUACACAGCUGAAUAAAAAAGCUGAAAUGUUU
Messenger RNA from Limulus polyphemus (Atlantic horseshoe crab), 1239 nucleotides. Its product is annotated as eukaryotic translation initiation factor 4E-like. The coding region runs from base 73 to 651 and encodes 192 amino acids. Gene Ontology annotation, cellular component: cytoplasm; eukaryotic translation initiation factor 4F complex. Lineage: Eukaryota; Metazoa; Arthropoda; Merostomata; Xiphosura; Limulidae. Gene Ontology annotation, biological process: translational initiation. The record is from RefSeq and is a predicted model, not a curated record. Gene Ontology annotation, molecular function: RNA 7-methylguanosine cap binding; translation initiation factor activity. The transcript is spliced from 6 exons.